UCUAUCACUGAAAACUGUUUCCACCGCUAGUCUUAUCGCCGAACAUGUCUUUCACCACAGACGCAGCCCGGUGGCGUGCCCUCACAAUCCGCGAUGCGAACGCCAACGGCCAGUUCGUCUACACAGUCAAAUCAACCAUGAUCUACUGCAAACCGACAUGCCCUGCUCGUCUCGCACGCCGCGCAAAUAUCGGGUUCUGCGGGACUGCCGCUGAAGCCGAAGCCGCGGGCUUCAGAGCGUGCAAGCGGUGCAAGCCGGAUGUAGAGUCGAACGACGACCCCCAGGAACGCGCAGUAGCGAAGGCAUGCAGUCUUAUCGAGGAAGCUCUGAAGGAAGAUGAUGCGAAGUCUUUCAGGCUGCAGGAUCUUGCGAAGAGCGUUGGACUUACCCCAAGAUACUUCCAUAAGAUCUUCAAAGACAAGACAGGAUUGACGCCGAAAGAGUACACUAAGUUCAAGAUGUCUAAAAGAGAUGGAGCCACUGUAGACCUUGCAUUGCAAGAAAGCCCCAUAGACCUAGAAGGGUCUAACUUGGACGACUUCAACUUUAACGACCUCGUGGAUUUUGAUAUGGACAUCGGGGCAAGUCUGCCGCUGGACGAUGUACAUGCGAUCACCGCACUAGAAGCGCCGGUGCCGAGCAUGUUCGGGCAAGAGGUCGAUGUGAAUAUCCAGACUCAAGCUUGGAAUGGUACAUACGGACCUGACGCUCUGUAUCCAGGAACCGGCCUCGGCAAUGACAAACUCAACUAUCGGGCUGGGAUUACACCAAUAACUGACCUCGCAAAAUUGGUAUCGGACCUUCCUAUGACGGCGGUCACGUCGACUUUUGAGCUUGAUGCGGCCUUCAUCCUCGGUGGCGACAUGUUGCUGGACCUCGAUGGCGGUAUGAUGGCCUCGCUGGUGUGAGCGGGUAGCUGGUCAAAUCAAGCGUACUGUCUAUGAGAGAAUGGCACGUCGGCAUAGCCUAUCCUGCAGGCCUCCGGAGCCUUCUCGAUGGAUGGGGAAUGAGUAUGGAGUAGUCCACGUUAGCUUAGGAGAACAAGGAGAUUAUGGCCGGCGACACUGAUGCUCUACGGUGUGGGAAGGGC
Molecule: messenger RNA, 1090 nt
Organism: Trematosphaeria pertusa
Lineage: Eukaryota; Fungi; Ascomycota; Dothideomycetes; Pleosporales; Trematosphaeriaceae
Exons: 1
Coding region: 45-908 (287 amino acids)
Biological process (GO): DNA repair; regulation of DNA-templated transcription
Molecular function (GO): methyltransferase activity; DNA-binding transcription factor activity; zinc ion binding
Source: RefSeq, a predicted model, not a curated record